AUGGCAACGUCCAUGCCGAAACAGGAUGCAAAUGUUUUGGUGAGGGGGAGUUUGACUAGUGCCUACGAUUCGGAAGUGACGUGCAGCGAGCCUCUCGGCAUCAAACGGGACUCCAUCAACAUUCAGUUUGGCUUCACCAUAACCGAGGACACUAAAGGCGAGCCUGAGACUCCCAGCAUCUCCUUCCUAUCUCGAUCUUACAUUCAAGUAGACUUACACAAGACGGUUUUGAUAUCCGGUAUUGUUACCCAGGACAGUCCUCAGUCGGCGUCCCGGGUAACGCACUUCCGGGUGGCGUUCAGCACCGACUGCAUCACCUUCGCCAAUGUCACUGACAGACAUGGCGUUGCACAGGAAUAUUACGGAAAUGCGUUCUCUAAUACGACGACGACGGUGAUGUUCGAUCAUGUGUUCAACGCUAGAUGCGUGCGUGUCGUGCCGACACAACGUAUCGGAGAGGACACUGACAUGAGGUUUGAACUGCUCGGCUGCUCUCCCGACCAUUGCAAGGGCUUUAUCACACCACGCUCUACAGAGUUCCCCAGUCGAGAGCUUCGUAAGAUCAUGUUUGACAAGGAGAAGAUCAUUACGUCGAUGCGGAUCACCCUGACCAGUCCGGCUACCAAGCAGACGCCCGCGUUCAAGGUGGUCUAUGCAAGGGCAUGCAACUACGAAAUGGGUCAGUUCGUGAAGGAGAACGCCCAUCCGAAGCAUUUUAAGAUCCCGUUCGGUGAAAGCUCGCUAGCUUUAGAUGUACCGGGGCUCCCUAUCCGCUCCCAGUGUAUUGCCGUGCUCACCCACUGGGAGACCGGACACGACCAGAAGAGCGGCCAUCACAGAGCGGGGAAUCCAUUGUUUAAUAUGGAAACAGACGGGUAUCAAGUGACAUUCGAAGGCUGCAAUGCCUUGCCGCCUCAUGAACCAAUCGAUUCGUGUGGCAAUACCCACAUUGUGAAACAUGGCGUUAGGAAGCGCGUUGUAGGCGGCUCUUCGUUACUUCCGGGGGAGUGGCCGUGGCUGGUGUCCAUGCACUUCUUGAAAACGCCAAAAUACACGGAUCUUCCCUGGCAAUCCCAGAAUUGUGGAGCAUCACUUAUUCACCCGCAGUGGCUACUCACUGCCGCGCACUGCGUAAGUGAUGUUCUACAUGAAGGCUCAUCGGAUACAAAUAACUGGCGCGUGGUGCUCGGGGAGCACGUGCAGGGUCGAGAGGAAGGCACAGAGCAGAACCUGACUGUGGACAAGAUAGUCACACACCCCAUGUACAUGCAGGAGCCGGAGGAUACGUUGCGCAAUGAUAUCGCCCUGGUUAAGUUGAGCAGUCCCGCUCACAUGUCUGAGUACGUGAACACCAUCUGUAUCGAGCCCAAUUACACAGCGCCCGUACACAACUACUGUGUCACUGCGGGUUGGGGGCACUUAGUGGAAGGGUCAUUUUUUGCCGCGGAAAUGCCGCACCAUGCGAGUGUGCAGAUCGUUCCCACUUCCGUCUGCAUCGACCGCUACAAUCUUCCGGAGGGCGAUAAAUUAGCCAUCGAUGCCUCUGUAAUUUGCGCCGCCACUGAAGGCAGGGAUUCCUGUCAGGGCGACUCGGGCGGUCCGCUGGCGUGCUUCCAUGAUGGCCACUGGACCCAGGUGGGAGUGGUGGCUGGAGGCUUAGGAUGCGCCAACCCGCAGUACCCCGGGGUCUACACGCGCGUUAACUUCUACUACGAUUGGAUAGCGACUGUCAUCGAGGCCAACUGAGCCACAAAAUCUACACGAAUAUGUGCAACCAGGAUGCGAUAUAAAACCUAAUAUUGUUAAAUCACAACUGCUGGUGCAUUUGGAAGAUACCGUUCGAAAUGUUUGACAGUUAAAACUCAAGUGUAUAACCCUCUCUUAUAUUUAUACGUUGACGAAGAUCUGCUCGACUUUAAAGGGGCCGUUUAACAGAUUUUGGCAUGUAUUGAAGCUUGUCAUUAAAUGCUUUAUAUUGAUAAAUUAAAAAAAUUGACCUAAAAAUCUCCAGUAAAAAAACAACAAGAAUACAAUUUUAAAAAAGGAAAAAAGUAACCCACAACAGGACUCGAACCACUGACCCCUGGAGUCCUGGAGUAAAAAAUUUUCCGCCUAGAACACUCGACCAUCCAUGCUCAUGCUUACAGCAGAUGUAUUUUUACCUGUAUUAGCAAUCCUCGUAGUAUCCCAAAAUAUAAGGACAACAACAGAACCUACCAAAUUAUUCAAUCGUUACGCGUCGCACAACGCUUUAUAAUUAUUAGGUUUUCAUAUCGUCAAAAGAUGCAUAUAAUGGAUAUUUAAAAGAAUGUUAAAUGGUCAGUAUUACUAUUUCCUCAAAUUAUCUUAACUUAAACGAAAAUUUGCGAAUCUGAAACAACCUUUUUAAUUUUGUCAAAUUACCAAAACGUUAAAUGGCCCCUUUAAACAGUAGUUGAAUAUAAUGUAACCUUUUAAUACAUUGUUUAUCAACAUAUAUAAGAAACUUAAAUAAAGUCUUUAGUUAUCCUGUGAUUUCGCCGCACUUGUUCACUAAACGGAAUUUCGAUGCCCUCUUUCACUCUGAUAAUAUUACGCGACAUGUUAAAUCUCCGUAUAUUUGAAAUUAUAAAGAAGUUACAAAAAUUGAGUUCACGUCCAUUGCGGUUGUGUACAGCGUUCAUGAUAUGCAGAAUAUAUCACUGUCUGAGAAAAUGCUAUUCCCGAUUUAUAAAACAAUUCAUAAGCGUGGUUAAGAAAUAACUGGCUUUCGUAAUUUCUUCUAUCGACUCAUAUUACUAUGUAAUAGUUUGGGGUGUUAUAAUAGUACUUUUGUUUCGUGUACAUAUACUUUUAAUAAAAGCGUGUCAUAUUUUUGCAAUGAAAUGUUUGUACACUUUACUAUUAUACUAAAACUGAACGAUUAAGAUUAUCCUGUUAAAAUAGUAUUAAGAAUGUUCGAGAAACGCGUUCCAGAGGCCAACGAGCAAGAUUGCAACAUUUGAAUAUGAAAAAGCAAUAACAUACGUUUUAGUAUCAUUAGGUUUGUUUGAAAAUAAAACAAUACUUUGCAACUCAAAACUAAGAAUACAUAGUAUCCUGGGUAUACAAAUCUACAGAGUUUAUUUUUAGAUUUAUUUUAGUUUAUAGUAGUUUAUAAGAAAUUAUGAGCAUAUGAUUUGAAUGUUAAGAAACUUACUUAUUUGGC
This is a messenger RNA of Dreissena polymorpha, 3187 nucleotides long. RefSeq lists its product as uncharacterized. Bases 1 to 1746 code for a protein of 581 amino acids. The record is from RefSeq and is a predicted model, not a curated record. Gene Ontology annotation, biological process: proteolysis. The transcript has 12 exons. NCBI's taxonomy places the organism in Eukaryota, Metazoa, Mollusca, Bivalvia, Myida, Dreissenidae. Gene Ontology annotation, molecular function: serine-type endopeptidase activity.